CUCGCGCCAUAAAUGCCUCUGUUACUCACUCUGCUUCCUUCUCCUUCGAAAAACCUCCUUCAAAGCUUCAGAUACACUUUUGGCAGAAGAAAUCAGAGAAAGACGAAAAGAAUUAGAUCGAUCGAGCUUCCAGCGUGCAAUUUCAUGGCGGAUUUCAGUUUUCUCGACUGAAAUUCAUGCAAUCGAGCCGAAAAAUCAAGAGAUCGAGGAAUCAAAAGGAAAGGAAUCAUUGAAUCAAGUGUUGUGCUCAAAGUUGAACAAGAGGAUCAUGGCAGUGUUUGGAUGUCGCAUUCCUGCUUCUCCUUUUGUGCGGAUUAACAAACCUCUAGAGAAGAAGAUCGAGGAUAAGAAAUGUUUGUUCACUGGGCCAAUUACUCGAUCAUCACAAAGGAGUUUAACAACCCCUGCAUGCAGUUUUCCAAGUGUUCCUCCCCCCACAAUGUCAAUGUCAGACUCAUUUGACAAUAUUAUUGAAUCUCUGAUAAAUGGGGUGGAUUUAUCUGAAGAGGAGGCAGAAGCUUCUCUUGAUUUUUUACUGAGUGAAGCUAAUGAAGUUUUGAUCAGUGCUUUUCUUGUUCUUUUGAGAGCCAAAGGAGAGUCAUUCGAAGAAGUUGUGGGAUUGGCGAGGGCAAUGUUCAAAUGCUGUAGGAAGGUUGAAGGAAUGACUGAUGUGGUUGACAUUGUUGGAAUAGGAGGUGAUGGGGCAAACACGAUUAACAUCUCAACAGGGGCUUCUAUUCUAGCAGCUGCCUCUGGUGUAAAAGUUGCCAAGCAAGGAAAUAGAUCCAGUUCUUCUGCCUGUGGAAGUGCUGAUGUGUUAGAUGCAUUGGGGAUAAAUAUCAACAUGGACCCUGAGGCCGUAAAGAAAUGUAUAAACACAGUAGGAAUUGGUUUUAUGAUGUCUCCCAAAUACCACCCAUCAAUGAAAAUUGUUGGUCCUGUGAGGAAACUGGUCAAAGUGAAGACAGUCUUCAAUAUCUUGGGACCUAUGUUGAAUCCAGCGCGGGUACCUUUCGCAGUUGUUGGUGUCUAUAACAAGGAUUUGGUCAUCAAGAUGGCUAAAGCGCUACAAAGGUUUGGUAUGAAAAGAGCAUUAGUCGUCCACUCAGAAGGUCUAGAUGAAAUGAGUCCACUCGGACCCGGACUAGUCCUUGAUGUUACUCCAGAUAAGAUUGAGAAGUUCUCCUUUAAUCCAUUGGAUUUUGGUAUUCCACGCUGCAGUUUGGGAAGCUUGAGAGGGGGAGGCCCUAAAUUCAAUGCCCAAGUUCUUAGGAAUGUACUGUCUGGUGAGAAAGGAUCUGUUGCUGAUGCAUUUAUCCUCAACGCAGCUGCUGCGCUGCUAGUUAGCGGGCAAGUCAGCAGCCUUGCCGAAGGAGUAGCCCUGGCGCGUGAGACACACACAUCAGGGAAAGCUAUCAGGACGCUUGAUUCGUGGAUACAUCUUUCCAACGUUUUAAGUAAAAUCUCUCUAGCCUUGAACUGAAGAUUUCUGGGACUCCACUCCCACUGACCUAUUUACCUGGCCCACCAUCACAGAAUGAAGAUGCUAUCAAUGGAGUCGCUGGCAUUAUGGGUUGAUGAUUCACAUAAAAGCUCCUACAUGUGGACCAUCUUUCCAAAAUCAUUCGUUUAUCCAGUUAACGCAUCAUAUGUGAACUGUACUAGAAGCAGAUUUUCUUGUUAGCACCUUAAUAUAUUUCUUUGAGGUUAUGCUGACUAAGAGCCAAAACAGGUCUUGACUGGUUGGACCAGCA
This is a messenger RNA of Magnolia sinica, 1754 nucleotides long. Its product is annotated as anthranilate phosphoribosyltransferase, chloroplastic-like. Gene Ontology annotation, cellular component: cytosol. NCBI's taxonomy places the organism in Eukaryota, Viridiplantae, Streptophyta, Magnoliopsida, Magnoliales, Magnoliaceae. Gene Ontology annotation, biological process: L-tryptophan biosynthetic process. Gene Ontology annotation, molecular function: anthranilate phosphoribosyltransferase activity. The transcript has 11 exons. The record is from RefSeq and is a predicted model, not a curated record. Bases 269 to 1483 code for a protein of 404 amino acids.